AUGUCGCAUCUAUCAGAUGUGAAAGUUCUGUUUUCUAGGUUGUGUUCUUUGAAGACUAGCGCACCAACACUACGGUACGGAGUCCGAAAGUUCAGUCAGGGAGAUAAACCACUACUGAAAGGCAGUGUUACACCUUUACCACCUCUAUCUGAACCUAUGCCAAAUCUCCCUCCCGUAGUAUAUACAACAACUAAGUCCGAAGACACAGUAACAGAGGUUACAACUCUAAGCAAUGGAUUAAGAGUUGCAUCAGAAAAGAAAUUUGGCCAAUUUUGCACUGCUGGAGUUGUCAUAGAUUCUGGCCCAAGAUAUGAAGUUGCAUAUCCAAAUGGAAUAUGUCAUUUUCUUGAAAAAUUAAGUUUUGGUGCAACACAUAAAUUUCCAACUCGGGAUGUCAUGCUCAGGGAGCUAGAAAGACAUGGUGGGAUAUGUGAUUGUCAAGGUUCACGUGACACCACAGUGUAUGCUACCAGUGCUGAUUCAAGAGGCUUAGAAGCUGUGACGCAGGUGCUGGCAGAAGUCACCUUAAGACCUCAGCUUUCGGCAGAAGAAAUUGAAGCUGCAAGGCAAGCUGUGGCUUUUGAAUUGGAGACUCUAGCUAUGAGGCCUGAACAAGAAACCAUUUUAAUGGAUAUGAUACAUUCAGCAGCUUAUAAAGAAAACACUCUGGGACUGCCAAAAAUUUGUCCUAAGGAAAAUGUGAACAUAAUUGAUCGCGGGAUUAUUCUCAACUUCUUAAAGAACCACUACACCCCUGAACGAAUGGUAGUUGCUGCUGUUGGGGUAGACCACGAACCUUUUGUGGAGUAUGUUCAGAAAUAUUUUGUAGAUAUGAAGCCGACAUGGCACUCGCAAGAUGAUGAUGCAUUUAUACCUAAGACUGACAAAUCUAUUGCACAAUACACUGGUGGAAUAGAACAGGAAGAAUGUGAAAUUCCACUAUACCCUGGCUCGGACUUACCUGAAUUAGCUCAUGUUGUUAUAGGAAUUGAGAGCUGUUCACAUGGAGAUCCAGACUUUGUAGCGACCUGUGUUCUCAACAUGAUGAUGGGUGGUGGCGGCUCAUUCUCUGCAGGAGGGCCAGGCAAAGGCAUGUACACUAGGCUCUAUACAAAUGUACUUAACAGAUAUCACUGGAUGUUUAAUGCAACUGCGUAUAACCAUGCUUACGGCGACACCGGCCUGUUCUGUGUCCACUCCGCUUCACCCCCAAAUCGCAUCUACGACACCGCCCUUGUGAUUGCGCGGGAGCUUGCCAACAUGGCUGGCAAAGUUGGAGAAACUGAGUUGAGGAGAGCUAAGACUCAACUGCAGUCGAUGCUGCUUAUGAAUCUCGAGGCCAGACCAGUGGUUUUCGAAGAUGUCGGUCGCCAAGUACUUGCUACUGGGAAAAGGAAACCCCCUUCGUAUUUUAUCAGCGAAAUUGAGAAGGUUACAGCAGACGAUAUAGUAAGAGUAGCACGCCGUAUGUUAGGCAAGAGGGCCGCAGUUGCAGCGCGAGGCAAAUUAAGUCAUUUGCCAGCCUUUGAUGAAAUUCGGUCAAAUAUGGCUCUCGGUAAGAGUGAUACACCUCAAGGCAGAAGAUUAAAUUUAUUCCGUGCUUAG
Leptosia nina is the source of this 1605-nucleotide messenger RNA. Lineage: Eukaryota; Metazoa; Arthropoda; Insecta; Lepidoptera; Pieridae. The record is from the annotation of a GenBank genome assembly.